Messenger RNA from Tribolium madens (black flour beetle), 3880 nucleotides. RefSeq names its product ABC transporter G family member 14 (gene E23). Lineage: Eukaryota; Metazoa; Arthropoda; Insecta; Coleoptera; Tenebrionidae. The record is from RefSeq and is a predicted model, not a curated record. Gene Ontology annotation, molecular function: ABC-type transporter activity; ATP binding; ATP hydrolysis activity. Gene Ontology annotation, cellular component: plasma membrane. The coding region runs from base 215 to 2323 and encodes 702 amino acids. The transcript has 6 exons.
CGCUGCGAUCGGUUCAGUUUCAGUUCGGUCGCGAGUUUAGGAGGUAGUGCGAGACGAUCGCAGUCGGCGGUGCACGUGUUGAUACACGGUGGUAAUAAUAAGAAUGCACAUUAUCGAAUAACAUUCGAAUGGAUAAAUAACAUGACUGCUUGCGACUGGAUGUGUUUGUGAGGAUUUUGCAAAAUUGUGUUCAAAGUGGGGGCCAGUAGUUGCCAUGAUUAUAUCAAAAGAUCUGUUUCUGCUGGGAGACCAAGACUACUUGAGACUCCCCAAUAAGGACGAGAAAAGGCCAACUAUGAUAAGACCUGCCGUUAAACCGCAAAGGGUAGAUACAGCAACAGUUCACUUUCCAUGUCUUAUAACCGACCACCGUCCACUCCCGCUCCAUUUGGCCUUUCGCGGCCUCACCGUGAGCGCCGGUUCUCGUCAGAUCCUCCAAGAUGUGGAUGGCUUGGUCCGUCCUGGCCAGAUCCUAGCCGUCAUGGGCCCCUCCGGAUGCGGCAAAACCACUCUCCUGAAUUGUUUAAGUGGACGCUUGAAACUAGAUUCUGGUCAAAUUUUCUUCAACCGAGAUCUACUGUGCAAGAGAUGGAAGAGAAAAAUCUGUUACGUACUCCAACAAGACAUUUUUUUCCCCGAUUUGACUCUGCGACAGACUUUGGAGUACACCGCAAGACUGAGAUUACCAGACACGAUGAGCCACUCCCAAAAAAUGCAAUACGUUGACCACAUUAUCGACGUUUUGGAGCUACAACACUGCCAAGAUACCAUUAUUGGGGAUUACAUCAAACGGGGGUUGAGCGGGGGAGAGAAGAAACGGGCGAAUAUCGCCUGUGAGUUGCUUACGAACCCUUCCUUGAUGCUUUUAGAUGAACCUACGUCGGGGUUAGAUUCGCAUGCAGCGCAUAGUCUGAUGACCACAUUGAAGAGGUACGCGGUCACAGAGGGCAAAACUGUGGUUAUUACCCUUCACCAACCCUCGUCCCAGAUUUUCCAUCUAUGUGAUAAGUUGUUGCUUCUAUGUAACGGACAAACGGCGUACUUCGGUGAUACCUGCAAGGUAGUGGACUUUUUUAGCAACAUUGGACUGAAUAUCAUGCCACAUUACAAUCCAGCCGAUUUUAUAUUGGAACAAAUAAAAGGAUCAAAUGAAGUGAGGCAAAGGAUAAUAUCAGCAGCGCGGGAAGCUCGCAAGAACAAGGAUUACCCCAUUGAACUCCAAUCCGACUGUUCAUACAUCACCGAUAAAUACACGGAUCAUCACACGAAUAAAAUCCUCCCCCCGACGCAUGGUCCUUAUCCAAGUUUAGAACGUCAGUUUUACCCCACUUGGGUGUUUUCCAAUCUAAUAAUUUUGAUUUCAGAAGACACAAUCAAUUCGAUGGAGCCCGACGUGCGAAGACUAUGGCUCGACACUCAUUCCCACGCGUCCUCUUCGGUGAGUUCGGAAACCAGCGACGCGGAUUGCUACUUCUCGUGGCCUACCAGCUUCUGGACGCAGUUCAAAGUAUUGUCGCAGAGGAAUUUCCAAGAAGCGCGGCCUAGAAUGUUGUCGAAACUUAACUGGGUACAAACGAUAGGUUUAGGUUUACUCGCCGGCUUGCUCUGGUUUCAAUUGGAGCGAAGAGAGGAGGCUUUGCACGAUAUCCAAGGCUGGAUGUUCUUCUCGACGACGUAUUGGAUGCUGUUUGCGCAUUUCGGAGCACUCAGUUCCUUCCCCCCUGAACGGGAGGUCAUCAACAAAGAGAGACAAUCAGGCGCUUAUCGUCUAUCCGCGUAUUAUUUAGCUAAAAUGGUAGGAGAAUUACCUCUCACGAUUACUUUACCGGCGGUGUAUCACCUCAUCUCGUAUCCUAUGUUAGGUUUCCACUCACCUUUCGUGUUUCUCACCCUGUUGGGCUUUCUAUUGUUAAACACCAUAGUUGCACAAAGUGUGGGCUUCUUCAUUGGGGCCUGUUGCAUGGACAUGCAAGUUAGCAUCACGAUCAGCGCCCUCUACACGCUGGCAACACAACUUUUCGGAGGUUACCUUGCCACUAACAUACCAGUCUGGCUGACUUGGAUGAAGUACAUGUCGAUGGUGCAUUAUGCGUACCAGAAUAUGCAAAUCGUCGAAUUUAGCGAAGGACUGCCUAUUUUAUGUGCACAUCAGUCCAAGUUUACGGUUUGCACCGAGUCAGACCAUAUCCCAGUGUCAGCCAUAUUGGAGGCUCAGGGAUCGUAUCUUCCUCUAUGGGCCAACACUUUUGUCUUACUAGCCUUCUUGCUUGUCUUUCGUAUCUUAGGCUACAUCGUACUGCGUUACUUCAAAGCUCCCAAGUGACCCUAAAUUAAUUCUUGUAUCGUUCAAUUGUGAUAAAAAUACGAUAGAUAUUAGUCGUGGAGACGACGUAAAAUCAAAACUUGACGCAUUUUCCCGGAAUGCUGUUAAUAAAUUAAUGGACAGUUGGUAGUGACUGCGUUUAUGAACAGGCUGUGCUUCAUGUAACUCAUUCGUGUUACUUUUAUUAUAAGUUCUUAAUUUUAAUGGUUCAUUCCAACUUGUUUUUAGUAUAAAGAAUUUUCUGAUUUCACCCCCGCGUUCCCUCUCACCGCCUCUGUAGGGUUGAAAUGUUUGUGAUGAAUCUGGCUGUAAAAUUCUUUGUAAUAACGACAGGUUUUCGGCUUAUUAUUUUUAUUUAAAAGGAGGAAGUGUGAGUUUGCACAGUGCCUUGGUUUCUUUUCGUUUAAGUAUUCGAUGUGCCAAGUAUCGACAACCAGCUACGGCGACUGCCAGAUUUUCAAACCGUUCAUGUAUUAAAGAAGUGCACUGCGUUCUGCAAGGCGUGAUAACCGGUAAAAUGUUUUGUGUUGUGGUGCUUGAGGUGUCAUGCGAGUUACUGAGGCGGCUGUCUCUGAUUGCAUCACAUCUUACGGUUUACGGAAAUUUAUGAAAUCGAUGCGGUUGCAAAUUAUUGGUACUUAAUUCUCGACCAAAAUUUUUAUUUCUAAAAGCAAUAAGUUUUGUUUUUGGGUUUGUCACUGGUUAAGACUGGACUGUUUCAUAAAUUUCCAAAUACUCAAAUUACUGUAUAUUUUUGUUACGUUUUAUGAUUUAUUAUUACAUCACUACACAAAGGUAACUAUUGCAUUUUUAACUAUAUUUAAGUAUGUUUAUUGUUGUGUAAUUUAAGUUUUAACAAGCGAGACAUUACCUGAAAUGUAUGAUUACCAAUCAAGUGUUCAAACACUUAGUCAAAGUUGAUGCCCGAUUAAACGUCUUAUUAAGAUCACAUAGCUUUUGUAACCUGUACAGAUAUAAAUAUAUUUAUUAAAACAAAGAUCUUAAUACUGACUAGGGCUGUAAUAUAACCAUAUAAAUAAACUUUCUGCGAAUAUUUGCCUUUCUUACUUUUUUUAAAUUAAGUUAUUCUUUGUAUAUAAAUUUUAUUACUUUGGACCAAGUUAAGAACACACACACACAAAACUAAAUAUUCUAAUUAAAACAGUUGGCUUAUUAUUGUUACUAAACAAAUCAUUUUUAUAUACUAUAAAUAAUAAUAAUUUGUUUAAAGGUACUGUUGGCAGAAAUAUUUAUUCAAAUUUAAUAUAAUACUUGUUAGCUAAAACAAAACUUUAAAAGACCAAAUUCUAACUGCCAUUUUCUCAAAAUUAUGCCAAGCUGUUGUUGAACAUUUGAAAUGUUGGAAAGACUAAUAAUAUCAAAUGUUAUUCAUAUCAUAUGAUGCUAUUGUUUAAUAUUAUUCUCAUACGUCUAUACUUCCACGUAUAUGUAUAAUUGUACAAAGACAGACUCCUUGUAUCUACGUUAUAGCUAGUCCUAGCCUCUCAUUUAACUAGGAACUAUUUAUAUAAAUCAAUAAAGAGUUUAUUAAUAUGA